AUGUCUAAUUAUAAUUACAUCAUUAAAUAUAUUAUUGUUGGAGAUUCUGGUGUUGGAAAGUCUUGUUUAUUACUUCAAUUUACUGAUAAACAAUUUUAUCCAGGCCGUGAAUUGACGAUUGGAGUCGAAUUUGGUACUCGUUUCAUUAAGGUAGCUGAUGGAAAGCAGAUCAAGUUACAAAUAUGGGAUACUAAAGCUUUCGAAGUAUUACACAAAGUUAUUAUCGAGGAGCAGCAGUUUAUGAUAUAUCUAGACGAGAAACAUUUGAACAUGUUUCGACGUGAUAUUAGAAACCAUGCUAAUCCUCAUACAACUAUUGUUUUAGUUGGAAAUAAAUGUGAUUUAAAUGAACGUCAUCGACAAGUCACUCGUGAAGAAGGAGAGAAAUUUGCUAAAGAAAAUGAUAUUCCCCUUUUUAUUGAAACUUCAGCCAAGUCAGCAGAAAAUGUUGAAAAAGUAUUUGCCGAAGCUGCAGAAAAUAUCUAUGCAAAGAUUAAGUCGGGUGUAUUUUCACCAAAUGAAACAUCAGGUAUAAGAUUAGGUCAUUCACAAAGUGCACUUGCUGAUGAAGUAAUAGGAGACGGAAGAGGAUGUUGUUAA
This is a messenger RNA of Cokeromyces recurvatus, 600 nucleotides long. Its product is annotated as P-loop containing nucleoside triphosphate hydrolase protein. The transcript is spliced from 9 exons. Gene Ontology annotation, molecular function: GTPase activity; GTP binding. Bases 1 to 600 code for a protein of 199 amino acids. NCBI's taxonomy places the organism in Eukaryota, Fungi, Mucoromycota, Mucoromycetes, Mucorales, Mucoraceae. The record is from RefSeq and is a predicted model, not a curated record. Gene Ontology annotation, cellular component: Golgi apparatus.